AGAGAAGAAGGCUGCCAAGCUGUCUGGGUGUGAGUGAACACCCCCUCUCGAGCUGUUGACAAGCUGUCCUGCAGAGAUUCUGUUUGUUUCUAGCCAUCAGCAUUUCAAGAGGUCUAUGGUUCAGCGCUGAGCAGGGACCAUGUGGUGUUUGGAGCUGCUCUUACCUCUGCUGUUGAUCAUCCAUGAUGCCAGCUGCCAGUGGAACGUUUGGGUACCUCGGGACAUCUCAGCCAUGACCAACUCCUGCGUGGUCAUCCCGUGCACCUUCAUGUAUCCGUCUGGCAUAAGGCCAUACCGUGGCAUUCAUGGUAUCUGGUACUUUGGCCAGCCCUACCCUCAACUCUUCCCUCCCGUAGUCUUCAAAUCCCGCACAGAUGUGGUGCACGAGAGCUACAAAGGUCGCACCAAGCUCCUGGGUGACCUGACCCAGAGGAACUGCACUCUGCUCAUCGGCAACAUUGGUGCAGAGCACUCGGGGAGAUACUACUUCCGAGCGGACCUCGGUGGAGCCAACAUAUACACUUACCCAGACUUCUCUGAGCUCAAAGUGUUGGAUCAGCCCAACAUUGACAUCCCAGAGGAAAUCGUCAGUGAUGAGAGCCUGGAGUUGACAUGCUACGCCCCUGACAACUGCCCCGAAAUGACGCCCGAGAUCCAGUGGAUGUACACCGACUACUUGCCCGAUCCAGAGUUCAGCUCUGACUACCUGGAGGACAGCAACACCGCAGUGAUCUCCAGCACGCUCACUUUCACUCCCAGACCCAUGCACAACGGGCAGCUCCUGGGCUGCAGGAUCUACUAUCCCAACACCACACUGGUCUACGAGAGGCUCAUCUCACUGGACAUCAAGUACCCUCCUCGCUCGGUGUGGGUGAACGUGUCUUCGGAGGUGAUGGAGGGCAGCUCUGUGACGCUGCACUGCGAGGUGGACAGUAACCCUCCUCCUCGGAUCUCCUGGAUGCUCGGAGACCAGGAGCUGCUGUGGGACACGGGCUCCAACAUUUCCCUCUCCCUGGACGAUAUCACACCCGCCAAUGAGGGAAUUUACACGUGCAUUGGAGACAACGGUUACGGCGUCAUGAACACGUCGCUGUACCUGUCCGUCAAGUACCCUCCCCGAGAGCCCGUGGUCAACGACUCUAUGACGGUGCUGGAAGGCACGUCGCUGGCCCUGCACUGCAACACCCAGGGCAGCCCGGCCCCGACCCUCACCUGGCUGAAGGACGGGGAGCUGGUGGGCACCAUCACGGCCGAUGAGUUGUCCGUGCUCGACAUCAUGGAGAUCACGCCGCAGGGGGACGGACAGUACCGCUGCCUGGCAGAGAAUGAGCACGGACGAGCCAGCAGCUCCCUGAACAUCACCGUCGAGUAUGCCCCGGUCCUCCUGGAGGAGUCAAAGUGCACAGUGGUGAGAGAGGGGGUCCAGUGCGUCUGCAUGGCCACAGGAAACCCCGAACCCACCAUCGAGUUCUACCUGCCCGACCUGAACAUCACCAUCAACGAAACGGACGGCCGCUACAGCUUCUACAUGCACACCGACGGCCACAUGUCAACAGGCAUGAUCAAGCUGCGGGAGAAAGGCGAGCGGAACGACAACGGCGGCCCGGCCGUGAACGUCCACUGCAGCAUCUCCAACGUGUACGGAAGAGAGAGCAUACUGCUGGAGCUGCAGCAGGAGAAGAAGUACAUGAUGGCAGUAAUAGUUGGCACCAUUGGAGGAGUGGCGGUCAUAGCGUUCAUCAUAGCAGCGGUGCGAUAUGUUGGACAUAACAACAAGAAAGAGAAUGGCAACCCUAGGCAGGACGUGGUCCUGGAGAACCCAGCUUUGUACUACAGCGCAGUCAAGAAGGACAAACAAAAUCUGAGGAAGAAAGUGCUUAAGACAGAGCUGUUGGGCUCAAAGUUUAACUCCAUUCUAGAGGAGACUACGGGAGAAGACGGGGAUUACCAAUCUGUGGGCUCUAUGGCGGGACUGGAGAGGCAAGAGCUGAAUUACGCUGCUCUGGAGUUUAUCGGGGCCAGGCCCAGGGAAGGGGCCACAGGGAGGGGGGAUGACGGCAGCAACUACACGGAAAUCAAAGCCAAAUGAAUCGCGAUCCUUCCCUGAUCCCUCGGCUAUGCAAGAUGCAGUGGCAGCCCCCGAAUUACAAACAUCUUCUGCACCAUAAACUGUGUAUUAACCUAUAUCUCUCUACUGGAAACCAACCUUAAGACUCCUCGUCCCUCAGUUUAUUUUCAGAUUUGUCAUAAAUAAAGUACGUCUUUGUACUCCCCGUUUGCGCCAACCCCUCCUCCGUGAGAUGCCCCGUCUUUGCCAUCACUUGGGAAAAACUUGGACCAACACCCAACGGACAAUAUAAAACCAAUGAUAUUAAUGUCAAACGUUGGUUGUUUUACAUUAUCUCUCCAUCAUACGGUCUUCAGCAGCAGCCGUGUUCUUAUUGCUUUGUCCAUGUGAUUGUCAGUGUCUCAUCCGUCUCACCAUUUCCUCUGCAUUUGUCUCGUAACUGUCACUGCGUCUGCUGCCGGUCGAAGCAUCAGGGCAGGGAGUAACCGUGCUUUUUGUUCUCUUAUAUUUAUGUGUGUUUAUCCACGGAGAGCAAACGCUCUCCUUCCUUUUGUUUCGGUUAAUUAUGCCCUAAGAAGAUAACUGACUGAGGCAAGAGAUGGAAACACAUCUCAGCGUUUUGUUUCCACGUAAUUGUAUUUAAUAUGUGCUGUGACUCAGUCGCCUCUCAUAAUAAAUCCAAAAACAAAACAAAGAAAACCUCCCUUUUGGUAGUUAUUAAGAAGCUGCGUGAUGUGCAGUUCUGGGAAGUGCCGCGUGAUCUUUCUAGCAUUAAAGGGUAGAAUGUGUUGAGAUUUCGAGGGACUUUUCUGCGCAGAAUGUUAUCGUUCACUUCUUCUCCCUGAGCAUGUGUUUCCUCACACACUGGUAUGCUCCGUCUGUCUGAUUUAAUCCACAAAACACAGACCUAAAGCACAACAUAUACGCGUAUGCGCGUGAUGGGGCAAAAGGGUUAUCUGAUUUAGACAAUGUUUGUGUGUGCGUGUGUGUAUGCGUGUGUGUAUUCAAAUUGUGCUGAAAGAUCAGCGGACGCUGAUCUCCGGGGGGACUUUGGGAAGUUCGAGCAUCGCCUCGCCCGAGAGACGGGUGCUUUGGUUCUCGCAGGAUCGCAUCAGAUGUCUGAAUGACAAAAAGUUGUGCCGCCUCGCCAGCUGCUUUUGCUAUUCAAAGACAUUUGAUAAAAUGUUAUAUUAAAGCACACUAAUCGUCUAACUUGACAGUGACAGUGUCAUGUUAUAAUACGUUAAUUCGAUGUAUAUUGAUGAGAAAAGGGAAGCCAGAGUGUACAGAAAAAUAUUCCGCAUGAGUGUUUUGACAGAUGGCGUUUAUUUCAUUGUUGAAACAUGGUUAAAGUGUGGCAGCAUUAUCGCCGACCACCAAGUGUGAACACUGUCUUAAUAUAAAAAAGCAUCCAACCUCUUAGUAGUCAAAUCUGUCAUAAAAUCUGAGGCAGUACAAUGAGGUUGAUUGAAAGUGUAAUAGUUAAUACAUAACUAACCACUGAAGGGUACCCAACUAUUUAUUAUAUCCUACCAUAGAACUGGUUGACAUAUUCCCCAUCAGUCAGGUCAUAAAAACCCUGGAUAGAAGUCAACUGGACUUCUUUUCUUUUUGAAGAUGUUCAUAUGUUUUCUUCAGCAUACAGCCUCACAUGGUGGGAAGACCACUCUUGUAAUAAUUACGUUGUAUGACAGGAAGUCGUGGAAGAUGGUUGACACCAAAUAAUGACUUUAAGACCCUAGCAUUGGUUAUUAACACUAAAUCCUACACUUCCCACAAUGCAACCAAUAGCUUCAUUUUUUGUCGUCCUGGCACACAAUUAUGUUUCACUCACAUUUCUCCGUUUGCAGUUCUCAAAUGCCAUUUUCUCAGAUGUGCUAAAGCGAAUCCAGAAGUGCGAAGGAUAUUAUAAAAGUGUUGGAAUGACUCAUGCCUGAUCUAAACCCACCAGUGAAGCUGUUGCUUCAUUUCCUCUUUCAUUAGCACCUCAAAAUAACCAGUUAAGACCCCGUAGCCGUUCAUAUCCACCCACUUAAAAGAGAGGCUUUCGUUUGCAGUCAUAUUUAUUUUACUUUUUGUUGCUGUUGAUGCAUCACUUAUAAGGAUACUUUCCAACACCGUGAACUACUCUGUCUUGAAAACCAACAAUGCUUAAAUCUCACCCCUUAGUUUCUUCUUAAAGUGGUUAGAAACCAUGUGUGAGACUAGUAUUGUUAGAGGCUUAACAAGGCUUAAGCUAGAGACUUGAUCUCUUCCCAGAGACUGAAAUUGCUUUUAAUGAAUAAAGCUUCAUGAAUUCACAUCGUUAAAGUAAGCAGUUAGCCUUCCCCAUUGAAAUUACAGAUGAAAACCCUUGCGUGGUUCUUCUUGAGGUUAUAUAUAUAUAUAUAUAUAUAUAUAUAUAUAUAUAUAUAUAUAUAUAUAUAUAUACAUAUAUAUAUAUAUAUAUAUAUAUAUACACACACAUACAUACACUGUGUGUGUGUAAGCUUUUUAUUAAGACAGUGUUCUGUGGCUUAAUAAUGGAGGGUUCCAGAUAUCCUGGCUUGCAUUCUCACACCUCAUGUUUUUGUAUUAUUAUUAUUUUGUAUUAUUAUUAUUAUUCAUACGCCAUAAGUAUCAGAUCUAAUCUUUGUCACAGUGUGUUGUUAAGCAAAUUUGUUUGUCCAAUACUUUGUGUAAUUGAUAAUUAUCAUGACAAAGUCCAUUUCUUGUUAUAAUUGACUAAAUAAUUCAGAUCAGGGUUUUGCAAUCUCUGCAAAUUACAACUGUUAUUUUAUGACAGUUCUGCAAUUAUGUAGUAUGCUUGCUGUUUUAUUUUGAACAAGUCCAAAUUCAUCUGUCUUUGGUUCCAUGCAAAUAUAAAUAAAAGAAGAAAAACCCAUAAAACAUAAAA
This is a messenger RNA of Cololabis saira (Pacific saury), 4964 nucleotides long. RefSeq names its product myelin-associated glycoprotein-like. The transcript has 11 exons. NCBI's taxonomy places the organism in Eukaryota, Metazoa, Chordata, Actinopteri, Beloniformes, Belonidae. Bases 140 to 2089 code for a protein of 649 amino acids. The record is from RefSeq and is a predicted model, not a curated record.